UCAAACCAUUCACGCUCCGUGCAAGAUUAGUCGGAGCAAAGCAGGGUUGUUGAAAUUGAAUUCAAUUUAAUAUCAAAGUGAAAAAAAGUCGACUAAAGCUUAAAACAAAAAACAAAACGCUGUUCGUGAAGUUAUAAAGAGCGUCGUUUCUUCAAAGCGUCAUGGUGGAUCAGAAAUUGGGCGUUUUGUGCCUGAUAUUUAUGAUUGUCCCGCACGAUAUCUGGAAGAGUCGCCUGUUUGCUGAAGGGGAAAGCUUCCAAACAGCAGAUGAUAAUAUUGACCGUCUCGUGGCAUUAAACAGAAUGGCUGGGCAAAAUACCCAAAAAAGGAGUCAAGCCUGCCUUCUGGGAUGUGCAAAUGGUGGAACUUGUGUGAAUGGAAAGUGUGUCUGUGCAGCGGGCUACAAAGGAUCUAUUUGCAAUGAAAGGGAUUGUAUUCCUAAAUGUGAGAAUGGAGGAACAUGCAGAAGUGGUGUUUGCGACUGUAUACCUGGAUACACUGGAAAUUCCUGCGAGAAACCGGUUUGCGCGCCUUCUUGCUUGAAUGGUGGUCAGUGUGUCGCCCCCGACAAAUGCCAAUGUCCCUCCGGCUGGAAUGGAAAUCGUUGCGAAAAAGCCUUCUGCGAGAAGCCGUGUCUUAACUUCGGGAAAUGUAUUCAACCGAACGUGUGUGACUGUACAACGAAUUAUAUGAACAAUCCAAAUCUCAUUCUGAAGUAUCAGGGAGACCGUUGUCAAACACCAAUCUGCCCUGAUGGGUGUGUUGGUGGUCUUUGUCUUGUGAACUCCACCAAGAGCUCUGACAUGACCUGCGAAUGUUACCCCGGGUACGCUGGUGCUGACUGCUCAGUAGAAAAUGACUGCGAGAAAACCUUGGAUCUGGGCGUGUCAAAGCAUUAUUUGAAUGAAAUGUUGGCAUUAAGGCACUACACAGCAAAAAACCUUUCAGACCUGCUCGGCUGGUCUAUGACUCCGAGGGAAAAGGACGCCUGUUUGCCUAUCUGGAGUCCUUGA
Messenger RNA from Dendronephthya gigantea, 1013 nucleotides. Its product is annotated as wnt inhibitory factor 1-like. NCBI's taxonomy places the organism in Eukaryota, Metazoa, Cnidaria, Anthozoa, Malacalcyonacea, Nephtheidae. Bases 162 to 1013 code for a protein of 283 amino acids. Gene Ontology annotation, cellular component: cell surface; extracellular region. The record is from RefSeq and is a predicted model, not a curated record. Gene Ontology annotation, molecular function: signaling receptor binding. The transcript has 8 exons. Gene Ontology annotation, biological process: anatomical structure development.